Cutaneotrichosporon cavernicola is the source of this 1653-nucleotide messenger RNA. RefSeq lists its product as uncharacterized. NCBI's taxonomy places the organism in Eukaryota, Fungi, Basidiomycota, Tremellomycetes, Trichosporonales, Trichosporonaceae. The record is from RefSeq and is a predicted model, not a curated record. Bases 1 to 1653 code for a protein of 550 amino acids. Gene Ontology annotation, biological process: negative regulation of transcription by RNA polymerase II; regulation of DNA repair; replication-born double-strand break repair via sister chromatid exchange. The transcript has 4 exons. Gene Ontology annotation, cellular component: nucleus; mating-type region heterochromatin. Gene Ontology annotation, molecular function: histone deacetylase activity, NAD-dependent; NAD+ binding.
AUGGCAAUCACCACGCUCACCCUCGACGCACGCCGACCCCUAGCCGAGGUCAACAUCCGCGUCGCAAAGGCAAGGCGUGUCGUGGUCGUCUCGGGCGCGGGCAUCUCUUGCUCCAGCGGGAUUCCGGACUUCCGUUCCGGAAACGGCCUCUAUUCGCUGGUCAAGACGCGCUACCCCGAGUCCUUCGUCACUGGCAAGGACCUCUUCUCAUCGGGCCUCUUCUCCACCCCCGAAACCACUUCCAUUUUCUACACAUUCAUCGCCGAGCUCUCGCUCGCGUGCCAGGCGGCUGAGCCCACACGUACACACCACUUCAUCCGUCGUCUCGAGGCCAAGGGCAAGCUUCUCCGGUCAUACACGCAAAACGUGGACGGCUUUGAGCGCCGUUUAGGGCUCGAGAGCGGCGGCCGCGGGACCGGACUGACGAAGAACGGCACACGCAACGUUGAGCUGCAUGGAGAUCUGGGACGGGUGCGCUGCGUCCUGUGCUUUGCCGACUUUGAGGCGUGCGACGAGUAUGUGUGCAUGUUCCGUGAGGGCGAGGCGCCGAAUUGCCCUUCCUGCGAGGAGAGACAUGCCGAUCGCGUCAACCGCGGGGCGCGCGCCACUUCAGUGGGAACACUUCGCCCGUCGAUCGUGCUAUACGACGAGGCGCAUCCGCUUGGUGACCAGAUCGGCGAACUCCAGGCGCACGACAUGAAGCGCCGCCCUGAUAUGCUUCUCAUCAUGGGCACGUCGCUCAAGGUUCACGGCCUCAAGCAUCUGAUCAAGGACUUUGCCAAGGUCGUGCACGAGCGCAAGGGCAUCGUUGUGUUUGUCAAUGCCACCACACCGAACAAGGAGUGGGAGAGUGUCAUUGACUAUCAUGUUCAAGGUCCGACGGAUGAGUGGGUUGACCUCGUUCAAGAAGAUUGGAAGAAGGCGCGGCCACAGGACUGGGAGCUCCAGACAACCCUGGACCCUGCCGUUGUGCACAAGUCCGUCGUCAAGGGCAAAUCGAAGGCAAAGUCAAAGUCCAAGGCCAAGCCGAAGCCGCUCCCCUCCUCGGAUGACGCGUGCCACCUUCCUACCCCGCCGAACUCGCAGCAGUCGCCAAUCUCGUCUCCUCGUGGGUCGGCGCGAAAUACCCCACAGCGCGACAGCAGCACCCUCCCGCCAACGUCUUCUCCCCUCACUCCCGUCCCCACUCCGCCCGUCUCACCUUCUCCCUUCAAGACGCUCAAGGUGCCUGCCACGCUCUACUCACCCGCGUCGCCGAGCAAGCGCAGCGCCAGUAGAACAGGCGCCCCAGCGCAGGCCAAGCGGUCGCGGACAAGACCGGCGUCCCCGUCGCCGAGCCCUGGCGGUAGAGGCAACACACUAGUGCCGAUCACGAACACGCUCGCGACCGACGAUGAGGAUGACGACGAGGAUGACGACGUCCUUAUCAUUCCCGCAAAGCCUCGCCUCACUCGCACGCCUUCGUUACCUCCGAUGCCCAGCCGCAAGGCCAAGGCAGCUGCAAGCCAGGCGUGGCUAGGGUUGGCCCCGAAGGUGAUGAUGAAGAAGCAGCCUAAGGAGAACUCGAGUGGCCAGUCUCCGCAGAAGCGCGUCGCAGCCGACAAGCGGUGCAGUACGCGACCCACCCGCGUGCCGUCUUUACGGGCUCCAUGA